GACAACUGAGGUGUGGACGCCCCACCGUGCAUGUUUUUUUGUUGGUAAUAACUAGAGGGAAGGCGGAAGGUGGAAGGGAGGAUUCCAAACCUGGGGGAUGGAGGGCGAUUGUAAUCCAGGAAGCAUGCUUCAGCUGGUGCCAAAGCUCAAAAUGACAAAGGCAGACAUUGGAGCAGGUGGGGCUCCUUGGUUUAAUUUGCAUCCGCAUAAACCGUGGCUAGUAUUUGCACCUCCAUCACGCGGAUCGCUUCAGGUGUGGGACUUUGAAGAGGGAAAACGGGUUGCACUGUGGUCUGUUGACAGUAGUUAUUGGUAUGCCUAUUUCAUUGGGCAAAAAGAUUGGAUUGUGGCAGAGUCACGCGAACAGCUUGAAGUGUUUGAACUCCAAAAUUCAACUCUGCAGUCCAUUGUGCGUCUAAUGAGAGGUCCCAGUGAUUUGCCAGUCCUGGCUGUCCAUCCAACCUCAUCUUAUCUUCUUAGCCGCUUCGAACGGAACGAUGUUGCUCUUUGGGACUGGGAGUGGGAGAAGAUUGUGUUCAAAGGUCAUUCAAAUCGAGUCAGGGCAGUGGCAUUUCACCCAACAGAGUUCAACCUCUUUGCAAGCUCAUCACGGGAUUCCACAAUUAAGGUAUGGGAUAUGGAAAAAAGGUCCGUCAUGCAUACCAUACAAGAUGAUUGCAUUCCUGACAUAUGGCGUUUGCAGUUCUGCUGUAAAUUUGAAAAGCCACUUCUGAUCACAGGCGGCAGUACCAAAGUUGCAAGGGUUUGGGAUUACCAACAGGCAUCGUGCAUUGCCAAAUUGGAAGGGCACAAGGGUGGCGUCAGGAGUGCCUUUUUCCACCCGCACAUCCCGUAUAUCUUCACUAUGGACAGGGAUGGGGAGAUCAAGGUCUGGAAUGAGUUAAACUACCAGCUAGUGUUGUCUUAUUCCACUCAGUUCACAUAUGGCAUCAUGGCCCCUUGCAGAAAUUCAAACAAGAUAGUCGCCUCUGGUGACGGGGAGAUUCUUGUGUUAGAGCUGGUUGGCAGCGGAAUUGUGGAGUUUCCGAGGAGGAUUGAAAAGUUGGGAAAAGGGCCAACAUUUUCAAAAGUGGACCUGGAAGACAAAGUGCUCCAUAUGCAGAAGUGCCAGAAGGCACUAGAUGAACUGCGAGCAGCCCAGAGAAUCCAAGCGGAGAGCCAGGCUAAGGCAUUGGAAGAAGCCAGGUGCAAAACUCGAGAAGUUGAAUCAAUGCUGCAGAAGGAGAUCACUGCACGACAAGAGUUGGAUAGGUCAUGCAAAUUUUGCGAAAGGCUAGUAACCGAUAGGAUUGAACUGAUUGAGGUUGAGAGGGCAACUCGCGCACAGAAACUGGAAACACUUAGCCAGAGGGUUGAGGAACGGGAGGGUAAACUACAACAGUUCACAGAAAGGUCAUGUGGAAAGCUAAGCGAGAGGAUCCGACUGCUUGAGCGGGAGAAGGCAACUCUGGCAGAGAAACUGGAAAAAGUCACCCAGAGGGUUGAGGAGCUAGAGUGUGAACUAAAAGGGAUCAAAACACAACAGGCGGCACAAGGGUCACAUUUUGUGGUGGAUGAUGGCUCAACGGAGAAAACUCUAUCGUUCCGAGAGUACUCUGUGGAGGAGUUGCGGGACGGGACGGAGAACUUUGAUGAAAAAUGGAAGAGGGGCGAUGGGGAUCCCUAUGGAUGUUGCUUCUUGGGAAAACUUGCAAGUCCAGUGUGGGUGAGAAAAAUAAGCCCAGAUGUAAUGAGGGACCGUGAUGAUCCCAAUCAUGCGACGUGGUUCAAGACGAAUGUGGUAGAGAGGUUGAGGUUGCUUCACCACCCCCAUUUGUUGACACUCAUGGGAGCCUGCUAUGCGGACAAAUGCCUGGUUUAUCAACGUGCAGCAAAUGGAAGUGUGAUGGACUGGAUCUUUAGCAGGGACGGGCCCCGACGAGGCUUCCUUCCUUGGUAUGUUCGCUUGCGUCUGAUAGCACAAGUGGCUCGAGCCUUGUCGUUCCUUCACUCAGCCCAUCCACCACUAGGGAAAGGUCCCAUCAUCCAUGGGGCAAUCAAACCAGCAAACAUCUUGCUGGUUGACAAGCUAGUGGCCAAGCUUGGCGCUGUCGACCAAGCAUUGAUUCAACAAGAGCUCCAGGAGGGAGGUCAAUCACAGCGUACGGCCAUGCUCAUGCGCUUGGAGCAUGACUCUCAGUACGUUGCUCCAGAAUACUUGCGGUUUAAGAUUUUGGACAAGGGGACAGACAUUUAUGCAUUCGGCAUCACAGUUCUGGAAAUUCUGACGGGCAAGUUGUCAGAUGCGUAUGAAAUAGUUGAAGCUGUGGUGGACGAUGAUCAUGGAGCUUUUCUCAAUGUUCUGGACCCAAAUGCGGGUGGCUGGGAUGCGGAGGUUGCGGAAAAAGUGGCACGCUUGGGGUUGCGGUGCGCCAGUCUGGACCGCCGUCAGCGGCCAGAUAUGACCAUGGCAGGCAAUGAGAGCAUUCUUUCCAUAUUGGAGAGAGUUGCUCUUGAGGUGGAUCUUGCUGAUGCGGUAGAGGUUGCAUCGCAGAAUCGCUGAGUCACCCACUGAAGGGGGUGUGUGGGCGCGUGACAAUCUGCUAAUUUUUAUUUAUUUAUUGCAUGGGUGGUGGGGGGCUUCUGCGGCGAAUCUGCGCUCUAUGAGCGGUGCCCUGAUCUGGGAUCUUUCUUUUAUUGUCUGUGGGAGUAAAAUGGUUUGAAACGG
Molecule: messenger RNA, 2728 nt
Organism: Chara braunii
Lineage: Eukaryota; Viridiplantae; Streptophyta; Charophyceae; Charales; Characeae
Source: the annotation of a GenBank genome assembly